This is a messenger RNA of Macrosteles quadrilineatus (aster leafhopper), 1872 nucleotides long. RefSeq names its product ras-related protein M-Ras-like. Gene Ontology annotation, molecular function: GTPase activity; GTP binding; GDP binding. The transcript has 5 exons. Gene Ontology annotation, biological process: signal transduction. NCBI's taxonomy places the organism in Eukaryota, Metazoa, Arthropoda, Insecta, Hemiptera, Cicadellidae. Bases 180 to 776 code for a protein of 198 amino acids. Gene Ontology annotation, cellular component: plasma membrane. The record is from RefSeq and is a predicted model, not a curated record.
CUUGUACAUUGCAGGCAGACGACAAAUGUCGACAGCCCUUAAUUAGGAAGUAGAAAAAGUUAUAUUUUAUAUUAUUUUAGAUUUUUAUAUUUGUCAUCUAAAAAGAUUAACUAGAAAGACUGAUCUUUGAUUGAUGCGUAGCAGCCGCAACAAUAGGUAGAAGACGUGCAAGGGCUAGCAUGGCGCGCGCAGCUCCCAACAACAAUUUGUCCACCUACAAGUUGGUGGUGGUCGGAGACGGAGGUGUUGGCAAAAGUGCAAUAACCAUCCAGUUUUUCCAAAAGCUAUUUGUUACCGAUUACGACCCGACUAUUGAAGACAGCUACAUUCAACACAUAGAAGUGGAUGGUCAAAUGUGUAUAUUAGAUGUGCUAGAUACAGCUGGGCAAGAAGAGUUCAGUGCAAUGCGAGAACAGUAUAUGAGGAAAGGCGAUGGCUUCAUGUUGGUUUAUUCUGUAACUGAUGAGCAAAGUUACGAAAAUAUAGUAAAUUUCCACACACAGAUUCUCCGAGUAAAAGACAGAGAUACCUACCCGAUGCUCCUGGUAGCUAAUAAGGUAGACCUCGUACAUCUACGCAAGGUGUCUGAGGACCAUGGUCGUGAGCUGGCGCAGAGACUGAGCGUCCCAGCCUACAUAGAGACUAGCGCUAAGGACCCUCCACUCAACAUUGACACUGCCUUCCAGGAGAUUGUGAGAAUAAUAAGAAAUCAGCCCCCGGCAGAGGCAGAGAAAAACCGCCAUCGUCGCCGAUCCAAAAAAUGUGUGUUGAUGUAAAGGGAAUGUAACCUACUUCCGAUUCUUCAAAAACCUACAAGUCUGCCGGUAUGGUAUUCUUAUAAUGUUUUUACGUAAGAAACUGUAUAAGGAUUCAUCAUCAAAAUGAGCUUUAACGCCCAUUGAGAGUUUGAUAAUCUGCUUCUUGUAAGCCUACUAUUUUUGCCCAUAUUUAUACUGUUUUUAUUUGUUUGUGACAUUUUCUUUACAUUUAUUAUUGUACACUUUUCUUAUUUUAACCAUCACCAGAUGGUGAAAUAUAUUUUGUUACUCAGUUGCUAUUAAAUCAGUAAUAUAUAGGCCUACAGUUGUAACAACUGUUUCUGUCAUGUAUUUUACUGUACAAAAAUUGAAUCGUAAAUGCUUUCUAGUCAAUAGUUGAUCCAAAAAGAAUUUUAUUGUUUGUUGUCCAUUGAUAGUCAGACUUUCUAGUCUCAUUUAUACAAUAAGGGUUGUGUAAGAGUGACUUUAUUAUAUAUAGCCUAUUUGAGGAAGUGUGAAAAAUGGUGGGAAUUCAAUAUUUUAUUAUUUUCUAAUUUUAACAGUAUUUACAAACUUUAAAUUUGUUGUUUAUUUUAAUCUGUUGAGGUGAUUUAAGAAUUAAUGAAUAAUAGAAAUAUACAGUAGAAUCCUUUAGUUUAAUGAAUGCAAUAUAAACCAAUUAAUUACAUUAAAAAAUCCAUCAACCAAAGAUUGAAUUUAAGUGUUGUCAUUUACGACUUAAUAUGGGUUUGUGAGUUUAAUAUUAGCUAACUGCCCUUUGUUUGGUUUUAAUAAAACCUAAUGCCUAAGCCCACAUUCAUGAUGAAAUAUUCCAUAAAAUUAAUGCAAGAUUCUAUGACUCCACUACAGAGAAGUAAGAUAAAGAGGAAUCAUUCAGUGGUAUACUUAAAUGGUGUCUUGCACUAGUUGCUGGUGUCUAGCACUAGAUGCUGUUGUCUAGCACUAGUUGCUGGUGUCUAGCACUAGUUGUUGUUGUCUAGCACUAGUUGCUGUUGUCUAGCACUAGUUGCUGUUGUCUAGCACUAGUUGCUGUUGUCUAGCACUAGAUGCUGGUGUCUAGCACUAGAUGCUGGUGUCUAGCACUAGUUGCUGG